Rhizophagus irregularis DAOM 181602=DAOM 197198 is the source of this 1029-nucleotide messenger RNA. RefSeq lists its product as uncharacterized. Gene Ontology annotation, molecular function: protein binding; ATP binding; protein kinase activity. Gene Ontology annotation, biological process: protein phosphorylation. Lineage: Eukaryota; Fungi; Glomeromycota; Glomeromycetes; Glomerales; Glomeraceae. The record is from RefSeq and is a predicted model, not a curated record.
AAAAAAAAAAAAAAAAAUAAUUUCAAACAUGUCAAAAAAUACUAUGGAACUUAAUAAAGUUUCCACAGAUAAUUCAAAAGAGAUCAAUUGGAUCAACGAUGCUAUUUCUAAAAAUUAUCUUAAACAUUAUGAAUUUAAAGAUUUUACUAAUAUUCAAGAAAUCGGUUCAGGAAAUUUUGGUAAAGUUUAUCGAGCAAACUGGAAGAAUUCUCAAAAAUGUUUCGUAUUGAAAUCUUUUCUAAAUAUCAAUACUGUCAUGGUUAAAGAAACUCUUUACGAGUUCAAACUUCAACAUACGGUCAAUUUUCAUGAUAAUAUUCGUCUUUACGGCAUUACUAAUCUAGAAAUACAAAAUAAGAAGUUAAAUAGUUAUAUGAUAGUAAUGGAUUAUGCCAAUGGCGGUACCCUUCAAGAUUAUUUGAAGAUACAUUUUAAGGACCUUACAUGGAAUGAUAAAUUAAAUAUGGCGCUUCAAUUAGCCUACGCUGUAUCGACUAUGCACGAAGCAGGAAUCGUACAUUGUGGUUUGCACUCCAAAAAAGUGUUUGUUCAUCAGAAUUCUAUCAAAAUAGGUGAUUUUGGAUUAUCGAAGAGAAUUGGAAAUGAAUCCAAAUCAAUAUUAUAUAAAAUUAUUCCGUACGUCGAUCCAAAAUGUUUUAGUUUACGAAAUAGUAAUGCAUUAUCCUCAUUAAAUGUAAAAAGUGAUGUUUAUAGCGUAGGCGUAUUAUUAUGGAUAAUAUCUUGUGGAUAUACUCCAUUUAAUACUAAUGGUGAAUAUGAUAUCGGUUUGGCCAUAGAAAUUUCACAAGGUCUCAGAGAAUCUAUUAUACCUGAAACUCCUAGUGACUAUGCAAAACUUUAUACAGAAUGUUGGGACGUUGAACCGGAUAAAAGACCAUCUAUGCAAGAAGUUGUUAGAAAAUUGUCAACAAUAAUUUUACAAAAAAAUGUUUAUCAAAAUUUUGAAAAAAAGAAUAUUAAAGAAAUUGGAACUUCAACAACUCCAACAUCAUCAUCAACUUCAUCAAA